Messenger RNA from Morone saxatilis (striped sea-bass), 4477 nucleotides. RefSeq names its product SIK family kinase 3 (gene sik3). Gene Ontology annotation, biological process: intracellular signal transduction; microtubule cytoskeleton organization; protein phosphorylation. The record is from RefSeq and is a predicted model, not a curated record. NCBI's taxonomy places the organism in Eukaryota, Metazoa, Chordata, Actinopteri, Moronidae. The transcript has 26 exons. Gene Ontology annotation, cellular component: cytoplasm. The coding region runs from base 39 to 3896 and encodes 1285 amino acids. Gene Ontology annotation, molecular function: protein serine/threonine kinase activity; ATP binding; tau-protein kinase activity.
CGCAAGGCUGCUUGUUGUUCCCGCAGAGAGGCGAGAAGAUGGCGGCCGUGUCAAGCGGAGGUGCUGCUGGGUCCGCUGCGGCCGGGAUUACGCACUCUCCCCGACCGACCCACGCAGGCAUGGGCUCCCAGAACCGAGCCCAGCCAUCCUCCGGGAUCAGCCACCCCGGUCGUGCCAGCACGGCCCCUGGGUGCAUCACCAAUCCUGGCCACACUUCGGCCACCAGGCCCCCCCCAGCCCGAGUGGGCCACUACGAAAUCGAGCGGACCAUCGGCAAGGGAAAUUUCGCGGUUGUUAAACUAGCCACACACAUCAUUACCAAAGCAAAGGUGGCUAUAAAAAUAGUGGACAAGACCCAGCUGGAUGAUGAGAACCUGAAAAAGAUCUUCAGAGAGGUGCAAAUCAUGAAGUUGCUGAAGCACCCCCACAUCAUCCGCCUCUACCAGGUGAUGGAGACAGAGAGGAUGAUCUAUUUGGUAACAGAGUACGCUAGCGGUGGAGAGAUAUUCGACCAUUUGGUGGCUCAUGGGCGAAUGGCGGAAAAGGACGCCAGGAAGAAGUUCAAGCAGAUUGUUGCAGCAGUCCAUUUCUGUCACUGCCGCAACAUCGUCCACAGAGACCUGAAGGCUGAGAAUCUGCUGCUGGACCACAACCUCAACAUCAAAAUCGCAGAUUUUGGCUUCAGUAACCUGUUUUCUCGAGGCCAGCUAUUGAAGACAUGGUGUGGCAGUCCUCCUUAUGCUGCACCAGAACUCUUUGAGGGCAAGGAGUACGACGGACCUAAAGUAGAUAUAUGGAGCUUAGGUGUGGUGUUAUAUGUGUUGGUGUGCGGCGCCCUGCCUUUCGAUGGCAGCACUCUACAAAAUUUGCGGGCACGUGUCCUCAGUGGCAAGUUCCGCAUCCCCUUCUUCAUGUCCACAGACUGUGAGUACUUGAUCAGACACAUGUUAGUGCUGGAGCCCAGCAGACGGUUAACCAUGGAGCAGAUCUGUAAGAACAAGUGGAUGAGACUAGGAGACCCAGACCCAGACUUCGACAGGUUGAUAGUGGAGUGUGAGCAGGUGAAGACUGAGAGAGAGACGGAGGUCAUCAUUGAGCAGGUUCUGAUAGCCAUGUCGGAGAUGGGCCUGGAGCGAGAGCGCACACUUAAGUCUCUACAAACAGAUGCAUACGAUCACUACAGUGCCAUCUACAGUCUGCUGGCUGACCGCCUCAAGAAACACAAGACCUUGCCUGUUGCCCCACCCACACCACGCUCCAUUAGCUAUACUCUUAAUGCUGUACAGACGGAUCCGCAGGGUAAUCCCAUUAGCAUGACUGUUCCCCAUGUCCAGCUCAUCAACCCAGAGAACCAGAUUGUUGAGCCGGAUGGCAGCAUGGCACUGGACAGUGAUGAAGGGGAGGAACCAUCUCCCGAGGCCAUGGCUCGCUAUCUUUCGAUGAGGCGACACACUGUGGGCGUACCAGACCAAAGGACAGAGAUGCAGGAGGACCUCCAGAAACUGCCACCAGGUUUCCCUCGUGGUGCAGUGCCCCAACCCCCAUUUCCCCCACUGGCCCCCACAAUGGGCCAAAUGCACACACUCAUGCCCACGCAGAGCUUGCAGCCCACACAGCAGCUGGAGUACAAGGAGCAGUCCUUGCUGCAGCCACCCACCCUACAGUUGCUCAACGGCAUGGGCCCUCUUGGUCGAAGAGCUUCCGAUGGCGGGGCCAACAUUCAACUACACGCUCAGCUCCUCAAGAGGCCCCGGGGGCCUUCACCACUUGUCGCCAGCCCUCACCCUAUCCCUGCGGUAGCUCCCGUGGAUGAGGAAGGUUCAGACGGAGAGCCAGACCAAGAGGCAGUACAGAGGUACCUGGCGAACCGCUCCAAGCGGCACACGACGCACGCGCUCACGAGCACAUCGCAUGGCGAGCCCUCGGCAGAGUCACAGCGGCCCCAGGGCCCCCGCCAGAGGGGGGGCUGGGCCCCCGACAUACACACCCGAUCCAGCUAUAAGGACUGUAACACCCUUCAUCUCCCCAUGGAGCGCUUCUCACCUGUCAGACGGUUCUCUGACGGCGCUGCCACCAUCCAGGCCUUCAAGGCUCAUCUAGAGAACAGCAGCCUCAUUAAGCAACUCAAACAGGAGUGUGAGCAGCUCCAGAAAAUGUAUGCUGCCCAGCAAGAUGAGCGAUUCCUGGAGCACACCCAGCAACAGCAUAUCCUCUACCAGCAAGAGCAACAAAUCCUCCACCAGCAAAUCCAGGGUCUGUCUUUAGGCCAUGGAGAGAGCCAGCCCAGCCACCUAACCCACCAGCUCCAGAGGUUGCGUAUCCAGCCCUCCAGCCCUCCGCCAACACAUCCCAGCAACCACCUCUUCAGACAGCCCAACCAGAGCCCUCCGCCUGGCUCUGCAGGCAUAAUGCAAGGGCAUGGAGGUCCGUCAUCAGUGCAGUACCAGCACGGUACUGCAGCGCUGUAUCAAGGCCAGAGUGGCAGCCCACCUCCCACAGGCCUGGCACGCGUCUCUCUACCAACCAAUCAGCAAGCAGCAUCUGCACGCCCCACCGUCCCACUGGCACAGGGUGUACCUCAACAACAGCAGGUGACCAUUCAGGUUCAGGAAGUGGAGCUGGGAGGUGGGGCGCAGCGACAGGGCAGCUUUUUGUCCACGCCAGGUGGACACAGAGUCCUCGGGAAGCAGCUGAGCGCAGACAACGCCGAGUCGCACAGUCGCAGCCUUGGUCGCUUCACAUCGGGCUAUGACCAGGCUCAGUUCAAUCCCCACCUUUUCUCUGGCGACGCCACCUCCCGGGGCGUCUCCGGAGUGGUCGGCUCCUACAGCCCCUACCUGCAGGGUGCCUCCCUCAAAGUCCCUGGCCUGGAGGGUUACCAGAGCGGGGUGGUGGGGACCAGCAGCUACGGCACCCCCUCUACACUACAGCAAGCCCUGCUCUCCCCAACUCCUUUGGACUACCGCCCCCCACAACAGCACGUUACUCCCACACUGCAGGGCCUCCUCUCCCCCCGCCACUCUUUAACAGGCCACGCCGACCCCAGGCUUCCCCCACAAGAUCUGGCUGCCUUGCUGAAGAGGCACAGCCCUCGGCCGUGCCAAGCACCCCCCACGCCACCCAGCGGCGCACCCCAAGAGUAUGAAGAGAUGCUGCUUCUCCGUCAGCUGAGCCAGGGUGAGAGCUUGGAGCCACCGGCGCCGCAGGGUGCCUCCGGGGGCCAACACUACCAUCACCUCCUCCAGAUUCGACCCCCGGAUGUCCAGCCGCAGCAGCACCCGGCCCAGACACCUUGCCCAGGCUUACCUCACUCAGAGAGCAUGGAGGAGGAUGAGGUGCCAGCUGGCUACCACCACCCACAUGAGGGCCUGCUGGCCAAGGCAGGUGAAGGUCAUGAGCUCCUGGGGCCUCCCCGAGGAGGCACCCCACCCUACAACUCCCCUACACACAGGCAUGGUGGCUACAUAAGAAAUGCUCCAGCAACUAGAGAAUCUGAGCAUGUGGAGUGCAGGCCCCAGGGGCAGGCAAUGGAGGUGCCUGAUCAUAAUGGUGUGGGCUAUUCGCGAGGUCCACAGGGUGACGCCUAUAGGUCCCGUGGACAGCUACAGCGCCACCACACCAUCCAGACCUGUGACGAUGCCUACGAUCAGGCAGACCCCAUGUCUGGGAUGAGCCUGUUGGCCGGGAAGGCACUAAGCUCCGCUCGCAUGUCGGAUAUCCUCAGCCAGACGUCACUGACAGGAAGCCAGCAGCUGCACCAGCGGGAAGAGUUGGUGUGUGAUGUGGAAGGGGAGCUCCAUGCGGCAGCCUGCUACCCCUCCUCCUGCACCAGUGACAUGCUCCUCAGCUACAAGCCCCCUGACCUGCAGUACAGCAUGGAGCAGGCCGGGGUCUAGCACAGGAUGGGGUGUAUCCUGUGUGCAGCGGUCCAUAUCAGCCAUCCUAAGUUGUGUUGACUUGAGUUGAGCAGCAUCACGCCAAACCACCGCCGUCUGCCCAAGCGGGGGCGCUCUACGUCCAUCUGUCUGUCUCCAUCUGUCCCUGGGAGGGCAGUCUGCGCGAGAGAGGGGGAGUGUGGGUGGGUGUAGACAUUAGAGGGGUUGGGGUCGACAGGUGGGGGGACCUCGGGGUUCAAAAGUCAAAGUGCCAGCAUUUUCUGCACAGACAUCCAGCAUUCAUCGCCGCCGGUUGUCUCCUCUUCUCACCUCACAUCAUGGGUAGAUUGGGGUUCCACUCCUCCCUCUUUCGACUCAACCCCCUCACCUCCUCCUCCUCCCCCACGCCCACCUGCUGUCCUGACCCAAUCCUCCCCCUUUCACCCUUCGUCUUCUAUUAACUGUUGGCAUACUUCAUUACGUGCCUCAUUGGCCAACACAUCGAUACAGUCAUACGUGCAAGAACAUAGAGUCCGAUAACACAAAGAAACAUACACACUGCUGCCACAAACCCAAAGUAUUCACAUUAGGAGUGUGUGUGU